Molecule: messenger RNA, 3144 nt
Organism: Guillardia theta CCMP2712
Lineage: Eukaryota; Cryptophyceae; Pyrenomonadales; Geminigeraceae
Exons: 16
Coding region: 1-3144 (1047 amino acids)
Biological process (GO): regulation of transcription by RNA polymerase II
Cellular component (GO): nucleus
Molecular function (GO): protein binding; transcription cis-regulatory region binding
Source: RefSeq, a predicted model, not a curated record
AUGCAAGCAGCAUUGCAGAAGAAGAUCGAACGACGGAAGAAGAAGGUUGAGAAGUCGGGCCAGGAGAAUCAAGUCAGCAAGGAGCCCGAUCAUGCUGAAAGCUCCCUUGAGAAGGUGGUAGACAAACAGAUCACCUCUGAGAACGAACCAGUCUCUCAGCCCGAGGUUGUUGACGAAAAUGUCGCGCCGCCGUCGGAAUCUGCCGGAGAUGUACAGCCGGACAAUCAUGCUGUGAACGCUGCCGACAAGGACAGAGUCGCAGAAAAUGCUCAAACUGCAGGCGAUCAAAGCUCUUGUGCGAACGAGGUCGAUGACACGCGGGAGGAUGUUUCCUCUGCACAGGACGUCAGGGAGGAGCCUGAGGCAGAGAUCGAGCACGAAAGAGCCCAAGAAGCGCAACCUGAGGUGGAAGCCGGCAAGACGACCAUGUAUGCCGAGGCGAAAGAGACAGCGGUGGAGACAGCACAUGAGCAGAGAGAGGAGGGAAAGCUUCCCUUGAAGAAACGUGAUCAUAACAAGCCAAAGACCUCGACCAACAUCCCAGCAAGCCAAUCAAACAAGCUUGAUGCGGAACUGGAGUCCAAACUUGCUGCACGCCGCAAGAAAGCGGAAACUCCGGAGGCGCGGGAAGCGCAGGGAGGUCUGCGCACUGGCUCUUUGGAUGCAGCGACGGAAGGCAAGCAGACGCUGAUUGAGUUUCUCAAGAAGAACGGCGAGAUCGAGCUAGAAGCUGUAGACAAGGACGAGAGAGAAAGUCCCUCCAAGUCAAUAAGCAAAGCUGCAAACACGACAAAAUUUUCGUCAAAGAACCUCGGAGGUGAUCAACAGGAGCUUGUUGACUACUCGCACUUGCUCAUAGGACAUGAUGUGAACGGAAUGCUGUCAUAUCUGCAAGACUCGAUGGCAGGUGAAGCGAAUCUCCAAGACACCAAUAUGACAGUCGACGACAUCCUGAGGGAUCUUGAGGACCAUGGAGUCCUUGGGCAGAGCGAUCUGCUACAAGAGGAGACUGAGGCAGACGUUUCCGAGCUCCAUGCUAAUGAAAGCAACGGCCCGGAGGUGCCUGUCAUGUGGAGCAACACCGCCUCCGAGGUGCAGAGGAGGAACAACGAGUGCAUGGAGUCGGGAGAGUUCAAACUGGAGGAAUACAACUUCCGUGUAAGCCACCCGGUGACGUCGAGCAAUCGCACAGUCGACAAGACAGAGGAAUACGACGGUCCUCCCUGCGGCGUUGGGAUCGUUCUGCGCAGCAGCUCUCGGGACCUCCAGGGGACUUUCAGGACUCACAGGAGAUGGGUCGUCGAAGUUGAAUCCGUGGUGCCCGGGAGCGCGGCGGACAAGAGCGACAAGAUAUUCCCGGGAGAUGUGCUGCUCUCAGUGAAGAAUGCCGGGGAUAAGGUUGCCACUGCUGUGUCGAACAGGCUGGAAGGCGCAAAGUCCUUGAUAGUCGGGCCGCCCGGCAGCAUCGUCGUUCUCAAGAUGACGAGGGGCAGGAACAUCAAGGAUUACAUGCAGAGCUCCUUCGACGUGGCGUUGCGACGAGAGCUGCUCAUGCCGGUGCCCCAGGAGGAGGAGGGACGUUCGCCAGGCAGCGAUGACAAGCAGAUCAGCAACUUGAGGCUUCCGGACCCGAGGGAGAAGCUCGAGAGCAUCAACGGGCUUCUCUUCUCCAACUUGUCCGACCGUGAAGUCCAGAAACUCUUGUGCGGCCCGCAGGACUCAUACGUGGAGGUGACGGUCAAGAGAGCGGACGGCACAUCCAGGAGGGUGAAUAUCAAGCGCCAGCCGCCAGCAUGCUCGGUCAAGUUCAUCAAGGACCUUCUCCUGUCCAAUGCAGCUUCUCCUCCAAGGCCGAAGCAGCAAGCCCCUCCUGGUCCUCAGCAGCCGACCCUGUUGGGAUCUCGCACUCUCGCUCGCUUCAACACUGCGCUGGUGCAGAACCUGACUUCGAGCAGAACGAAGCUGAUGGGGUCGGUGGGCGAGAGAGUCUCCGGGCUGUGGAGCAGCUUCUCCGAUCAGCAUAAUAAUGAGGACAACAGCAAGGAGCAGGAGCAGCCAGAGAAGCCAGCAGAAGACAAGCAUCCUCCUUCUGCGGCUCCUUCGUUGCAACAAGAGAACUUGAACUUGUCGUCGAGGCAUGAGAAGGAAUCUGACGAUGCGAAGCUGCUUGAAGAUCGUCAGCAGCAGCAGGGAGGGAGGAAGGAAGAUGAAGCGACUGGCAGCACCGGUGACCACCUGGAGGACCUUGACGUUCAGCCACUGAGAGAUUUCCUCAAGAAGCACCAUCUCGAAUCUCUGCUUCCGCGUCUCGUGAACGAGCUUGGAGUGACUUGCCUCGAGGACGUGUAUGAGUUCGUCGAUGAGAAUCUUGUCUCUCAGCUUCAACUUCCUCCAGUUCAGCACAAGAAGUUCUGUCAGCUCAUCGCAGCUGAAAAGUCCGGGAGGAAAGAAGAAGCCAAGGAAGCAGAGAAGAAGGUUGCACCAGAACAAAAGCCAAGCAAGUCCUCGGAAAAGGCGCUGCUUGCCAAAAAGAUUCUGAUGGAGCGAGAGGAGAGGAAGCGACUCAGAAAGCUCGAAGAGCAGAGAGAUGUUGAGAGGAAGGAGCAGGAGCGGCAAGCCCUCCAGCAGCAGCAGCAGCAGCAGCGGCAGCAGCAGCAGCAGCAGCGGCAGCAGCAGCAGCAGCAGCAGCAGCAGCAGCAAGUCGAAGCCCCGACGAGUGACGGGGAGAGACUCAGCCGGUCGAACAUGGCGAGCGUGGGGACCUGCGUUGCUCUCUUCGACUACAACGCGCAGGCGGAGCAUGAGAUGUCGAUCAGGGAGAAGGAGGUCAUCUCCAUCCUCAGGAAACAUCCUUCCGGCUGGUGGGAAGGAUGUGCGAGCACCGGCGUAAGCGGCUGGUUUCCUUCGACGUUCGUGAAGGAGGUGACGGAUGGAAUUCCUCAGUUGAAGUCCGAGGCUGCGCCAGCCACUGGUAGUCAAGGGGAGGGAGAAGAGUCCAAGGAGCAGGAGGAAGUAGUCGAAGAAGUACAGGAAGAGGAGACUCCUGCUACGACAUUGGCAGCUGAAGUGAAGGAUGAGGAACAAGUUGAGGUCGCCCAUGAGCAAGAGGAGACGACGAUCGUACAUGAAGGUGCUGGAGCGUAA